AUGGUUUCACUCUGGUUGAGGGGAGCCGCCUUGGUGACUCUUAUCACUGGGACCCUUGCCUGGGAUGCCGAUAGCAUUAGAGCUUCACGAAAGCCCAUUGAAGCAUCCGGCCCGGCGAUCAUCCCAGGAAAAUUCAUUGUCGAGCUUGAACCUGGCACUUCCCUUCAAAGCCGAGACAUUGGCCGCAGGGGUUCUGCUCUCAUCGGCGAGAUCGAGUCUCUUGGUUACGAUGCAAGCGUGGCUGAGGACUUGACCUCGGCGUCUGGUGGUUUCCAGGCUGUUUCUGUCAAGAUCAACAACGAUGGAAACAUGACCCUCGGCGAGCUGAAGGAUGUCCCGGGUGUUGUCGAUGCUUGGCCCGUCUACGCCAUCACUCUUGACGUCGAGUUUGACACCAACAAUGCCAGCCCGCAAUGGAACCCCCAUGAAGUCACCCGAGUUGAUGAGCUUCACAGGAGAGGUAUCAAGGGCAAGGGUCAGCGUGUUUGUGUUGUCGACAGCGGUGCAGAUGCUUCUCACCCUGUCCUCUCUGGCAGAAUUGCCGGCGGCAAGAACAUGCUUGACGAUAGCACCGACAUCCAAGACUGCAACGGCCAUGGUACCUUUGUCUCGUCCGUCAUUGUCGGCCAGAGUAAGGACUUUGUCGGUGUCGCACCUGAGGCAGAGGUGUACAUGUACAAGGUCUUUGGCUGCGAUGGGAGCACGCCCAACGACAUUGUCCUCAAGGGCAUGCUCGCAGCCGAUGCUGAUGACUGCGAUAUCGUUUCGCUGUCCCUCGGCUUGGACAACGGAUACUCUGGCUCGGUCAUGUCUCGCGUCGCCAGCGAGAUUGCUGAGAGGAGGCUAGUGAUCAUUGCGGCUGGCAACUCUGGAGAACAAGGUGUCUUUUACGCCAGCUCCCCUGCUUCCGGCCGAGGUGUCGUCUCUGUUGCAUCUGUCAACUCCAAGAAGGUGCUCGGAUGGCCUGCCACACUGGCCUCCUCAUCUGGCGAGACCCUCGAGCUGCGGUACGUGACUCCAGAUGGGCAGAAGCUCAACGAGUCGACGAGCGUGCCGCUUCAGUUCGACGAGAGCGAUUCCUGCGACCCCACUCUCUACGGCAGCGAAGAUGAAGCCGUUUUGAUUAAGAGAGGCAUUUGUUUCUCAGGAAAGGCGUACAACUACCUGUCCAGCACGGGCUUCGGCUACUUCCUUAUCUUUGACUCGUACAACCAAGGCGUGUUCUACGACUCAGAGAUCACGGUCAGCCCCGAGGUGCACCUCUGGGCCACGAUAGAUGCUUCUGUUGGUGAAUGGGUGAAGAAGCAGGUUGCUUCGGGUCGGAAUAUUACUCUUGAAGUCGAGGCAGACGCAGACGCUGAAGUUUCAGAGCAGGACUAUCCUAGUGCAGGACAAGUCUCUGCUUUCUCUUCCUGGGGUUUGACCUUUGAGAACGACUUUUCCCCCAGCAUUGCGGCGCCUGGAGGAGCUGUCUAUGGCGCGUUUCCCAACAAUGACUACGCUAUUGCUUCGGGAACAUCUUUCUCGACGCCUUACAUGUCUGGUCUGGCGGCGCUGUUCUUUAGCAGCAAGAAGAAGGAUGGAGAGGAGUUCUUCCGUAGAAUUGCCUCCACUGCUGCUCUUCUUCCAUCCUAUGAUGCGGCCAUGGGAGAAGUUGUCAGUGAGAUUGCGUCUCUGGCGCAGCAGGGCGCUGGCCUGGUCGAUGCGGUCAAGCUGAUGGACUAUGAGACUGUUCUUGUGUCCGAGCCACUCAUCGCACUGAACGACACGGACAAUCGCGUCAAGACACAUACCAUCACCCUGCGGAAUACUGGUUCGGAGGCAGUCACGUACCAAGUUUCUCACGUGGCGGCUGCUACGGUGCAGUCGAGGGAUGAGUACUGGUACCCGCUGGUGUAUUACCCUCCUGUUCUUCAAGGCCAAGGAUCCAUUGAGGCACCCGACAGCAUCACCAUCGCAGCGGGCGCAACGCGUGACGUUCAAGUUACCAUCAACCCCCCAGAUGUUGAGUCCGAUAGCGGUGCUUUGUGGAGCGGCAAGAUCGUCUUCCAGGGAUCCAACGACGAGUUUGUCACCGUGCCGUAUAUGGGUGUUGAAGUGUCAACAUACAACUGGACACCCCUCGAAGGUGCCCCCUUGCCCUUCCGCUAUGACUCAAAUGACGGCUACCUCUACCCCAUCAACUGGAAGAACCUGCCGUACAGGCCUGAUGAACUCGAAUCGCCCGAGAUUUACUACGCCCUGCGCUACGGCACAUAUGAGUUCUCCCUUGACCUCGUUGGCGAAGACUGGACCGUCGAUGACUUUGAGUAUCCUUUUAUCGCUGGCGCAUCGUCAAAGGCAUGGUCGGGAUCACUGAGGGGCCAGCCAGAUGUGUUUGGAAACUAUGUGAACUUUCCUAUCACGUUCCCCGUGCGGUUCAGCAACGUUGGCUUCACGAGAUUCCAGAGCUUCUCCAACGGUACGGCUAUUCCAUCAGGAAAGUACAAGAUUCUCAGCAGGGCUCUUCGCAUGUUUGGAAACCCCAACAAGGCCGAGGACUGGCAGCUCUUCCUCUCGGACGCCUUCAGUAUUCAGCUUGGCGAUGAUCCAAUUCCCGGGCAGACCAGCACCAGCGCGACGACAGAGAGUCUUCCCACUUCAACCGUCGCCAGCUUGUCGGAAACAAUUACCCCCAGCACCACAACAUCUGAAGUCACCACGACAUCUGAUGUUGCGGUAGAGACUACUUCCUCAAUCCCCGGAAUCACUACAACUCUGACGGCAAAGUCCACCCCGACCGGAUUGUCGAAUGCCUUUGUCGACGUCUCUCUUGCCCGUCAAGGCACCCAGUCCCGCACCAUGAACGCCCCCGGUGACUGGAUGGAGCUGCACGUCCAGAUCCUGAUACCCAACCGUGUCCCUGCCGAUACCGUCGUCAGCUUUGCCCUCCCAGCUGAGAUUGUGGACGUCGCUGAGAAGGCCUACGUGAUGGAUCAGGGGUCGAACCUAGUGGGAACCUCUAGCUUUGACGAAGAGACUUCCGUUUUCUCGGUCACCUUGAAUGACUGGACGGAGUGGCACAAAAACAUGGUCGGCGACUUUUAUCUCUACUGUCGGUUCAGUGAAGAGCUCCAGGCGGACCUCCAGGCGGGAACGUACUUUAUUGAGAUUGCGACUGUGGGCGAGAAGUUCUACCCUCCUAUUUACUACAGCGCCAUCGAUAGGACAAAGGUUUAUGAGUUCCAGUCGGAAAAGACUAUCGAUGACCGGCCUAUCUAUCAGUUCGACAUCGAGGUCCCUGGUCAGCUUGGACCCUGGAACUCUGUCACUUUUGUUGCCAGCCAGGCUUCAACAGAUGAUGGAUUCCUCUGCGAUGGCACUUCUGUUGUCAUUGGCACUGAGUUUGACCACGAGAACAAGAUUACCAAGUCUCGGGACAUUACAGCAGAGGCAGUUCAGCGCUGUCAAGUCAAGACGUUCCGGUCCAAGUACACCGGCGAAGUCGCCAAGGAUGAAGUCCUGGCCUUUAGGAUCGCCAACAUGCUCGGCAUCAAGGGCUCUUGGACGAUCGACAUGUCCUAUAGCCUGGCUAUAGAACUCACCAACGGGACCACGGUCGGUUUCGACGUUCGUACGCUGCAGCAUGCCAUUUUUGCAAGAAGCAGGCCAGACAACUUCUUCUCCGCAGAGGUUGACCGGCCGGUGCCUGGUGUGAGCACCACGGAGAGCGCUUCACUCACGACUCUGACCCCGACCCUAAGCACGACCACAUAUGUGUCGACAGAGGCAACGACGGAUGCCACGACUACCAGCUUUGAAACCACUGAGACACCUACUCGACCUGCAAACACUACCUUUUCGACGUCGUCCGAGACAACUUCGGAGACUUCUAGUUUCGUUCUGCCGACUACCACUGAGGAAUCCUCUGUUACAUCCUCAGACACCACCUUUGCCUUGACUACUGGCUCUUCUACUGGCUCUUCUACUGUUCCUCCUUCCAACGAGACAACUACCACGUCAACUAUAGAUUACACUAGUUCUGUGUCGAGUCUCGAGAGCUCUGAAACCGACAUUUCCACCUCUGUCUCUGAGUCAACAUACACUUAUCCCACGACUACCGAGUCAGACCCGGCCAGUACCACUACCGACUCUGUGUCAACUCUUGAGACCUCCCAAUCUGAGGUUCCCACCUCCGAAUCAACAAACGCCUACACCACCACUACUCCAUCUGUUUCCGAUGUUAGUAGCUCUGCGUCAAGUCUCGAGAGCUCUCAGGCUGGCAUUUCCACCGAGUCAGAGCACACCUAUCCUGUGCCCUCCUCGCCGAGCCAGAGUUCAGAAGGCACACCAGACUCCUCUUCGACUUCCAGCACACACGGUGAAGCCCCAGGGUACACCUCUCUUCCCUCCCAUGCAACAUCAUCCAGGCCCGGUGUCGUGACUGAGACACACGCUGUGACGGUGAUUACAUCUGUCUGCUCCGAUCCUAGUUGGACAGCGCCGGUAACGGUGACAUACACUGUGCCAUGCGUGACCAGCGGCGUCGAAAGCGUCACGACUGUCACAUCAGUGUGCAAGAAGUGCGCGGAACAUCCGGUUACGAUCACGUAUACACAACCGGUCCAAGUCACACACUCGACCUUGUACGCUCACUCGACCUUGGAUGUUCACCCAACUUCGGAUGGUCCUUUUACCAAGAGCGCUGCGCUGCACUCUGCCUCUCAGAUCCAGUAUCAGGGAUCCUCCGUCACCAUCCCUGGCCCCAGACAGUCCCAGCCAGCUGCUGGAGCCGAUGGAAAGGGACACUCUGGAUCUACAGCUCCCUCGAACGUCGACGCCCCCGUGGUUUCCGCCCAGUUUUCCACCCAGGUUCGCGAAGUUCCAACCACUACACCAGAUUCAGAGGGCGACCACGCUGCUGGAAACGGAGAGCAUGGUGGUUCCGGUGAUGCCCAGGGCAGUGGCCAAGCAGGUAACCAAGCGCCAGCAGCGACAAGCAGCACUACGACGCUUUCGGAGGCUACGGCGCUUUCUGAGGCAGCGACUGAGCCUCCCACAUCCGCUCCGACCAUGGUAGUUGUGGAGGGAAGAGGCCUUCGUCUAGGCAUUGAUGGAUGGAAGAUCGCUCUUGGAGCCUUCUCACUUGCUUUCAUGUUGACUUUUUAG
Messenger RNA from Fusarium vanettenii 77-13-4, 5148 nucleotides. RefSeq lists its product as uncharacterized. The record is from RefSeq and is a predicted model, not a curated record. Gene Ontology annotation, biological process: proteolysis. Lineage: Eukaryota; Fungi; Ascomycota; Sordariomycetes; Hypocreales; Nectriaceae. The transcript has a single exon. Gene Ontology annotation, cellular component: cytosol; cell wall; membrane. The coding region runs from base 1 to 5148 and encodes 1715 amino acids. Gene Ontology annotation, molecular function: serine-type endopeptidase activity; tripeptidyl-peptidase activity.